AUGUACCCUGAUUUGUAUGAAGGACUAAGAUUGAAACCUAAAGAUUUAGCAUGUUAUGAUUCACCCUUGGUGGACUUCGAUGGGAAAGAUGUUAUUCCAAGGGGCCAGAUUAGACUACCUAUGCAAGCAGGUUCAGAUGUGGUGGAGGUGGACUUCAUUGUGAUGAAUGCAUAUUCUCCCUACACUGCCAUUGCAGCAAGACCUUGGCUUCAUGCCCUAGGAGCCAUUUCUUCCACCCUACACUUAAAUGUGAAGUAUCCAUCAGGGGAUGGGGUCGAGGAGCUAGUUGGGAGCCAGUCUAUGGCUAGGCAAUGCUUGGCAGCUGCAAUUAGACAUCAGGCUGGAGUCCAGCUGCCUCCUCUAGAGAAGGAAGAGUUGAUAGUCUUUUUUAGGAAAAAUAUUGAUGUAUUUGCGUGGAAUGCUUAUAAAGCUCCUAGGGUGGACCCAAAUUUCAUUUUCCAUCAUUUGAAUGUCAAUCCAUCUGGGAUCCCCAAAAAGCAACAACCUCGGUGCUCAUCUAGGGACCAUUCUAAUGUCGUUAAGGAGAAGGUGAUCAGGCUUAAACGAGCUGGGGCUAUUAAAAAGGUAUUUUACCCUGAUUGGUUGGCCAAUACUGUGGUGGUGAAGAAGAAGAGUGGAAAGUAG
Messenger RNA from Quercus robur (English oak), 645 nucleotides. RefSeq lists its product as uncharacterized. The record is from RefSeq and is a predicted model, not a curated record. Lineage: Eukaryota; Viridiplantae; Streptophyta; Magnoliopsida; Fagales; Fagaceae. Bases 1 to 645 code for a protein of 214 amino acids. The transcript is spliced from 2 exons.